AUGUUUUCAUUAUUUUCAAAUCUCACUUGUAACAAUUCAUCAAAGUCACCACUAAAACAUCACACUACUCUUCAACUAAAAUCCAAAUUAUUAAUCCUUCCAAAUGAAUUAUUGGCGGAAAUCUGUGAGAAUUUAUCCCCUCAAGAUUUAUUUUCACUCACUUCGGUAUGCAAAGAGUUAAGGAAUAUUUUAUGGUCGGAUAAAUCAAAUAUAACGCAACAAAUUUGGCGUAAUUCUCGUAAUAAAUUUUACCCUAAUCUAAAAUCUCCGCCACUUAUUGGUAUGAGUGAACAACAAUAUCUCUGGCUAACGGUAUUAGCCAAGCAAUGUCAAUUUUGUGAUGAAAGUGAUGUGAACUUGCUAAAAAAAUAUUGGGAAUUUCAAAUUAUUUGUUGUGAGAAUUGUUUAAAUAAACGAGUGGAAAG
This is a messenger RNA of Funneliformis geosporum, 425 nucleotides long. NCBI's taxonomy places the organism in Eukaryota, Fungi, Glomeromycota, Glomeromycetes, Glomerales, Glomeraceae. The record is from the annotation of a GenBank genome assembly.